GCCUCUCUGUGCGUGUGCGCGUGUGUCUGUCUGUCUAGCUGUCGAGCUGCUAGCCUGCUAGCUCAGUGCCUCAGUCAUCAGUCAGGCAGUGUGUGUCUCUCUCUUCUCUUCUCCUCUUUUGCCUGCCCUGACCAGCACAGCAGCCGAGCUUGUUUCAUUUCAUUUUCAUCAGGAGAGCUCAGCUCAUCACAUCAUCUUCUUCUGCUUCUUCAACCUUCCAUAUAGCGCAGAGAAAGAGAGACAAGACAGCUAGAGAGAUUCCUUUCCUCCUCCAUUCCAUCUAUCCGCUUGAGAUCGAGGAGGAGGAGGAGGAGGAGGAGGAGGAAGACAACUCGUUUCCAUUUCUGCUUCUGUUCCCAAUUAACCCCAUCCACCACACUCUCUCGCUGUCCGUUAUGUUGAUUAACUGAGAGAAGAAGAGAAGAGCACGCUACGCCUGAUGGAUCCUUCGGCCGUGUGCCGCCUCCACCCGGGCGUCGCCGUCACCGGCUUCUGCCCCGCCUGCCUCCGCGACCGCCUCGCCGGCCUCCAACCGCCCUCCUCCGCCGACCUCCGCCGCUGCAAGUCCUUCUCCUACGCGCGCUCUGCCUCUGCGUUGGAGCCGCAGCGCCGCUCCUGCGACCUCUUCCGCCACCAGCAGCCCAUCGCGGCGGCGGUGCCGGAGGAGCAGGCGGAUUACCAGUAUCAGUAUCAGGAGGAGCCCCAAGCAGAACAAGAAGCAUACUGCUCCUCCAGAAAGUCCUUCCUGGGCAGGAAGCUGCAGCAAUGGCGCCGCAAGAACAAGAAGGAGCCGGCGGCGGAGAUGCCCGGGACGCAGGCGCAGCGGCACCGCCCCUCCUGCGACGUUGACGGCUCCUCGUGGGACGCCCGGUCGGGGCCGGUGCCGGUGCUGGCUCGCCUGCCCGCCACGAUGCUGUCCCUGCCCGUGGAAGAGGACGACGACAUGACGAUGGCGCCGCCGGUCCAGCGCUCCGAUGGGCAAAUCCCCGUCGAGGAAGACUACUACUACUUGGAUGCAUCGGCGGCGGCGGCUCCCGGCGGCACCGCGCAGACGAGGGACUACUACCUGGACUCCUCCAGCUCCAGCAGGAGGCGGCGAAGCGUGGACCGCUCCGCCACCUCUGGGCGCAACUCCUUCUCCGAUGCCAACAACGGCGGCGAGCUGCCCGCCAGCUGGGCGACGACGGCGAUGAAUGCCAACGGCAAUGCCAGGGUCUCGCCGGCCAUCGCCGCAGAGCGGCCGUUGUACCACCACCACUAUCACCAUGAGGAGCAGAGCGUGCUGGUCCACCACCAGUACGACUUCUCCGGGAGCCAUCAAUCUUCUCAGAAGCAGCCUGCUAAUAAGAAGGGGAUCAGGGGGUGGAGCAUCUGGGGCCUCUUACACAAGAAGAGCAGCAGGAAGCAGCAGCCUGCAGAAGCAGCAGCAGGAGCAGGAGAUGAUCGGUACCCGUACCCGUGGCCGGAGCUCCGCGCCAGGGGGUACAACGGGCAGAUGCUCCGGUGCAACAGCAGCAUAAGCGCGCGAAGCUCCUUCAGCGGAGGCGCGGCGAUGAUCGGCGGGAGCGGCAGGAGGAGCAUCUCCGGUGUGGACAUGCGCGAUCCCAGAGAUGGCCAUGGCGGCGGCUUAUUAUCGGAGAGGAGGACGAGGAGGGACGAGGUCCUGCUGGAGAGGACAAGGUCUUCUUCCUACUCGAGAUCAGGGCAUGGCCUUGAACCUGCAACUGCCAUGGGAGUCCACCACCACCAGUUGAGCAGCCGGCCGCCCAACAUUCCCAGGCGUUCCUCUUCCAAACAUGACUUGAGCUCGAUGCACAGGAGGAGUACGAUUGGACUCUAGUGAGUCUGCUGGCUGCUGAUCGAUUAUUCCGUCCUCAUAGGCAUAGUUUCUUCUGGCUGACAAGGCGGGCCAUUUAGCUAGCGGUGAAGUGGUGGUCAUUGUGUUUUGGUUUAUAGUCUAGCAGGUGUUACAUUACAUAUACACACACAAUCCAGUACUCUACAUCUACAUAGCAGGGCCUUACUACUUAUUGUAUAUUCACAACCUUUUGUUCUUCAAGAUUUCCAUGCUUUGUUCUUCCCCAUUUGAAUUCAAGCACGGCCUCGAGCGAAGGCGAGGAUGCAGAGA
This is a messenger RNA of Setaria italica (foxtail millet), 2128 nucleotides long. RefSeq names its product UPF0503 protein At3g09070, chloroplastic. The transcript has a single exon. The record is from RefSeq and is a predicted model, not a curated record. Bases 440 to 1840 code for a protein of 466 amino acids. NCBI's taxonomy places the organism in Eukaryota, Viridiplantae, Streptophyta, Magnoliopsida, Poales, Poaceae.